This is a messenger RNA of Plasmodium gonderi, 1470 nucleotides long. RefSeq lists its product as hypothetical. Lineage: Eukaryota; Apicomplexa; Aconoidasida; Haemosporida; Plasmodiidae. The coding region runs from base 1 to 1470 and encodes 489 amino acids. The transcript has a single exon. The record is from RefSeq and is a predicted model, not a curated record.
AUGCACGUUAACCAAGUGGAUGCGGGAAUUGCUCCUAUAGCAGAAACAUACUUCAAGUCAAAAAAUAAAAAUAUUAAAAAUGUGCAGAGGCAUUACGUAUCAAAAGAAUAUACAGAGUUAGUAAAAAAUGUGCCAGUACAAAAAGAAUUAAGGAGUGAAAAAUAUAACAUAUAUAAUGACUACCCUAACUGUGAAAAAAAGUAUAAAAAACAGAAAAAAAUAUAUCAAAAGGUAAAUGAAGCAGAUACACAAUUGGCUGCAGAACCAAAUGUUAAUGAAAAAAAAUCGUGGGAAAGACAAAGUAACUGGAUUGAACAUUAUAACCUUAUGUCUGGCACCGACACAGGGUUAUCUUCAAAUGGUAGUAUUGCAGAUAUGUAUGAAACGAACUACGACUAUUUCUCAAAAAGGAAGUGUUCAAUGAGUGAAAUAUCAUUAGAAUCUUCCCAUUCACGACAAAAAUUGAAAUUGGACUCAAUCAGGAACAACCAAAAUGAUGAUUUCGAAAAAGAUAAAAAAGUAUAUAUGCUUCCUAAAGUGUAUGGAAUUAGGCCAUUCAAUGUAGAAAGAUUCAGAAAUGGGAAUAUUUUAACAAAUCACCCAAAUAGUAAUAAAAAUAAAAAAUUACAAAUGAAGUACAUGUCAAAUGGUGUCUACCAGGAAGGUAGCAACAGUAAUAUCCCAAUAACAAAUAGCGUAAUGAACUUCAACCCUUUAGUCUGUGUAAAUAGCAGAAACAGUUACUAUACAUCUUUUAAUAGGUAUAACUGUAAUGAAAAUCAACAUAGUUACAAUCGCUCCAAUAAUUCUGGAAAUUAUUCAUUUCAUUAUGAUCACCCCCCUUGCGAGUUUCAUGAUAAAUGUUUUCAUACAGCAGACAAAGUUAACAAAAAUUCACAUUAUUUGUAUUCGACAAAUAAAAGCAUAUUAAAAUACCAAAAUUAUUUAAAAGAUGUGUGUCUCUCAAAUAAACAUUAUAUGGAAGAAGAACUGAGAAAAAAGUGCUGCCAUUAUUUUCUUCCCCUUAGGAGGCCUUAUUACCAAGAAAAUUACCAAAGUGGGAACGAUGAUCCGAGAUUCAUUGCUCGUAAGCGUGUUACGCAUAGAAGAGGGACACAUAAUAGUGAUGUUAAUUCCUAUGAUGAUUAUAUCGCCCAUUCUAAAUCGGUUUCUAAUGGUGAUUCUCCUGAACAAGACAACAUUCGUACUCACCAAAAUGGGGUAAAAUAUAAAACCUGUUCCUACAACUUGAAGAAACGAAGAUCUAAAGGAAAUGAAUAUUAUCGAAGAAAAAAUACCCUCAAUAAUGGAACAUUAUAUUUAAGUAAAAAAAAAAAAUUUUCGCAACUACUUAAGAAUCUGAAAUUGUUGGGAUAUGCCCUAUUUUUUUGUUUCUUCAUAAGUAAUCAAAAUAAAUCAACAAAAGAAAAACAAACAUCCAUAUGUGCUCGCAAAAAUAUGAAAAAAUAA